Exophiala viscosa is the source of this 1500-nucleotide messenger RNA. Its product is annotated as seryl-tRNA synthetase. Gene Ontology annotation, biological process: mitochondrial seryl-tRNA aminoacylation. Bases 1 to 1500 code for a protein of 499 amino acids. Gene Ontology annotation, molecular function: tRNA binding; ATP binding; serine-tRNA ligase activity. The transcript has a single exon. Gene Ontology annotation, cellular component: mitochondrion. Lineage: Eukaryota; Fungi; Ascomycota; Eurotiomycetes; Chaetothyriales; Herpotrichiellaceae. The record is from RefSeq and is a predicted model, not a curated record.
AUGUCGAAAGGGAGGCUCGACCCGACGGCGUUCCUGCUCCGUUGCAGAAGAGCCUAUGCUACCGCGCCCAGUCCCAAACGACCACGUCCCGCGACAGCACCAAAGCAGACUCCUCCACUAAGGCAGAUUCGAGACAAUGUCGAGCUCUACGAAGAAAAUACAGUGGUGCGGAACUACCGCAGCCACCAGGACGUGCCGGGGAAAGUCGCAGACAACCUUAGGAAGAUGUUAGAGUUGGACGAGCGCAUGCGACGGCCUCGAGAAGAUCUGAAUGACCUACAAACCUUAAUGUACCGGAAAAAGGGUGAUCGAGACGAUAUCAUUACUCGAAUGAAAUCGCUCAAGCUGGGCAUUGAGGAAAUGGAAUUUGAACAUGCAGCGCUGGACGCAGAUGCUCAAGCAAUGGCUCUAUCUUUGCCUAAUCUGACAUCUUCGGAGACUCCGACGAACGGCGAACCCAGGUUACACUCCUAUAUCAACUACGACCCGGAGAAUCCUCCUUCUUAUGACAGUUCGGCCGAUCAUGCACUUAUUGGUGAGAAGCUCAAACUCAUUGAUUUCACAUCAGCGUCCACAACAUCCGGAUGGGGGUUUUACUAUCUGCUCAACGAGGCAGCGCUGUUGGAGCAGGCCUUGGUCCAGUAUGCCUUGUCCGUUGCGUUGAAACACGGCUGGUCCGUCGCGACUCCACCUUCUCUUGUCUACUCACAUAUGGCUGCGGCGUGUGGGUUCCAACCGCGAGACCAGAAUGACGAGCAGCAGAUUUGGCAGGUAGCCCAGGCUGAGAAAGAUGUUGGGAAGCCGACUAGAAGUUUGGCCGCGACUGCGGAGAUCCCGUUGGCUGGUAUGUACGCAGGGAAACCCAUUCGCGAGGAGGAUCUACCGGUCAAGCUGGUCGGUCCCAGUCGAUGUUUCCGCGCCGAAGCCGGUGCCCGAGGGGUCGAUACGAGAGGUUUAUACCGCGUGCACGAGUUCACCAAAGUCGAGAUGUUUGCGUGGACGAAUUCUCCCUCCAUCAGUGACGGUCUGCCAAAAGAGGCAUUGUGGACGAAGGAUUCCACAGAGGUCUUUGAUGAGAUGGUCGGCAUCCAGACGGAGAUACUGGAGUCACUUGGCCUCCCAUGUCGCGUCCUUGAGAUGCCGUCUUCAGAUCUGGGUGCUAGUGCGUACCGUAAAAUCGACAUUGAAGCCAUAUUCCCGUCGCGGAAGGGGAAGGACGGCGGCUGGGGAGAACUUACCUCAGUCUCGAUCUGCACCGAUUACCAAAGUCGGAGAUUGGACACCAGGAUUCUGGAGGCGAGUGGAUCGAGGAAGAAGUUUCCUCACACUGUGAAUGGCACGGCGAUGGCUGUUCCGAGAGUGCUAGCUGCCAUCUUGGAGAAUGGAUGGCGGGAGAAGGAGGGUUGCGUCGUUAUACCUGAAGUUCUUAGACGGUACAUUGGUGGCAUGGAAACGAUCGGGGUCGGGGGAAAAGAUUGGUCCGCAUUGACGAAGAUCUAA